Molecule: messenger RNA, 3075 nt
Organism: Mauremys reevesii (Reeves's turtle)
Lineage: Eukaryota; Metazoa; Chordata; Testudines; Geoemydidae
Gene: DPP10
Product: dipeptidyl peptidase like 10
Exons: 27
Coding region: 438-2900 (820 amino acids)
Biological process (GO): proteolysis
Molecular function (GO): serine-type peptidase activity; dipeptidyl-peptidase activity
Source: RefSeq, a predicted model, not a curated record
GCCGCCGCCGCCGCUGCUGGAGGGGGCGCGCACACUGCAGUAAUGCGAGCCCGUCCCCUCCUGGCGGGGAGCGGGAAGCCGGCCGAGCCCCAGCCCCAGCCCCAGCCCAGCCAGGUGUUCCGCUUCGGUCUGCGGCUGCCGGCCCAGAGCGCCCAGUGACCCGCCAGCUCCAGGCUGCGCUGCCCUGGGCGCGCUUCCUAGCGCUGGGCUCCGGCUGGAGGGGGGGUUGCGGUAGCUGGAGAGGAAGAGGGGGAGAGAGAAGCUGCUGCUCCUUGGUGCUCCUCUUCCUCCCCCCCCCCCCAUUUGCUGCUGCCGCCGCUUUGCCAGUUCAAGGCGAGCAGGGAGGCGGGUGUCAUGCAAUUGGUGCCCAGUGAAAGGUCUCCGAGGCUGAAGUACCAGUGAGAGGAAGUGCAGCGGAAUCAAGCCGGCUCUGUGCAAUGACAGCCAUGAAGGAGCAGCAGGCAGCGCCGAACCCGGGCAGCCGGGGGAGCCAGGCUCAGCAGCAAGACCAGGAGCUUGGAAGUAACAGCCCUCCGCAGAGGAAUUGGAAGGGAAUUGCAAUUGCGCUGCUGGUGAUUCUAGUUGUAUGUUCACUCAUCACUAUGUCUGUCAUUCUUUUAACCCCAGAUGAGCUUACAAAUUCAUCAGAAACCAGAUUGUCUUUAGAAGAUCUCUUCAAAAAAGAGUUCAUAGUUCAUAAUCCAGAAGCCAAAUGGAUUAAUGAUACAGAAGUGGUGUAUAAAAAUAGGAAUGGACAUGUUGUUAAACUGAAUGUAGAAACAAAUACAACCACGUUAUUAUUGGAAAAUACGACUUUUGUAACUUUCAAAGCAUCAAGAUAUUCAGUUUCACCAGAUUUAAGAUUUGUUCUUCUUGCAUAUGAUGUCAAACAGGUUUUUCAUUAUUCUUAUACGGCUUCAUAUGUGAUUUAUAACAUACAUACAAGGGAAGUUUGGGAGUUAAACCCUCCAGAAGUAGAGGAUUCAAUUUUACAGUAUGCGGCAUGGGGUGUACAAGGAGAGCAACUGAUUUAUAUUUUUGAAAAUAACAUCUACUAUCAACCUGAUGUAAAGAGUAGCUCAUUGCGACUGACAUCCUCAGGAAAAGAAGGAAUCAUUUUUAAUGGAAUCGCAGACUGGCUCUAUGAAGAGGAGCUUCUUCACUCUCACGUUGCCCACUGGUGGUCCCCAGAUGGAGAAAGGUUGGCAUUCCUGAUGAUAAAUGACACUUUGGUACCAAACAUGGUUAUUCCUCGGUUUACUGGAGGUCUGUAUCCCAAAGGAAAGCACUAUCCAUAUCCUAAGUGCCUCCGAGACCCAGUGAUGAAUCAGGAUUCCACUGUGCUGGGUGCUGUACAGGCAGGUCAAACAAACCCAACGAUAAAGCUGUUUGUAGUCAAUCUAUAUGGACCAACACAUACACUGGAACUCAUGCCACCUGACAGCUUUAAAUCAAGAGAAUACUACAUCACUAUGGUAAAGUGGGUAAGCAAUACCAAGACUGUGGUGAGAUGGUUAAACAGACCACAGAACAUUUCCAUUCUUACGGUUUGUGAGACCACGACUGGGGCUUGUAGCAAGAAAUAUGAGAUUACAUCAGAAGUGUGGCUUUCUAAACAGAAUGAGGAGCCAGUUUUCUCCAAAGAUGGAAGUAAGUUCUUUAUGAUAGUCCCAGUGAAGCAAGGUGGCCGGGGUGAAUUCCACCACAUAGCCAUGCUUAUUGUCCAGGCUAAAACUGAACAAAUCAGUGUGAGACACCUGACAUCAGGAAACUGGGAAGUUAUCAAAAUCCUGGCGUAUGAUGAAAAUACUCAAAAGAUUUACUUUUUAAGCACUGAAGAUUCCCCAAGAGGAAGACAGCUACAUAGUGUAUCAACUGUUGGAUUACUGAACCGCCAGUGUCUUUCAUGCAACUUCAUGAAAGAUCAGUGCACAUACUUCAGUGCAAAGUUUAGUCCUAUGAACAAGCAUUUUUUACUACAUUGUAAAGGACCAGGCGUUCCAGUUGUUAGCAUGCACACUACAAGUAACCCUGGAAAAUUUUACAUAUUGGAAGAUAAUGCUGUGUUGAAAGAAACUAUUUUAAAGAAAAAGAUUUUCCGGACAGAAAUUAAAAUGCUUCACAUUGAGGAUUAUGAACUUCCUUUACAGUUGUCAUUUCCAAAGGAUUUCACAGAUCGAAACCAGUAUGCUGUUCUGUUAAUAAUUGAUGAAGCUCCAGGCAGCCAGCUGGUUACAGAUAAGUUUCACGUUGACUGGGAUUCAGUGCUUGUCAACUCUGAUAAUGUCAUCGUAGCUCGAUUUGAUGGCAGAGGGAGUGGAUUUCAAGGCCUUAAAAUUCUACAGGAAGUCCAUCGUUGCUUAGGUUCAGUGGAGGUGAAGGACCAAAUAGCAGCUGUAGAAUCAUUACUGAAACAACCAUUCAUAGAUCCUAACCGACUGAGCAUAUUUGGAAAGGGAUAUGGUGGAUACAUUGCAUCAAUGAUCCUGAAAUCCAAUGAAAGACUUUUUAAAUGUGGAGCCGUUAUUGCACCAAUCACAGACAUGAAGUUGUAUGCUUCGGCUUUUUCAGAAAGAUACCUUGGCAUUCCAUCUAAAGAGGAAAAUACGUAUCAGGCAUCCAGUGUACUGCACAAUAUUCAUGGUUUAAAAGAAGAGAAUUUGCUAAUAGUUCAUGGGACAGCUGAUACUAAAGUCCAUUUUCAACACUCAGCAGAACUAAUUAAACAUCUAAUAAAAGCUGGAGUUAAUUACACUAUGCAGAUCUACCCAGAUGAAGGUCAUAACAUUGCAUCUGAGAAAAGCAAAUAUCACCUUUACAGCACAAUCCUUGGUUUUUUUAGUGCUUGUUUAAAGGAGGAAGCCCCAAUUUUACCACAGGAACCUGAAGAGGAUGAAUAAGGAAGCCUGUUUGUACAGUACUGAAGGGAGACUUACUUUGAGGCUCAAUAAAACCUUAAAUAAAAGAGACUGUAAGAGUGCAGAUUCUGCAGAAGCUCAAGGGCAGCUAAAGGAUAUAACAGUGGAACAGCACAUUUAGAGACACUGAGCUAAUAAACUGGAAUUUGAAUUCAAA